Amaranthus tricolor (Joseph's coat) is the source of this 2119-nucleotide messenger RNA. RefSeq names its product phospholipase A1-Igamma1, chloroplastic. Gene Ontology annotation, molecular function: glycerophospholipase activity. The record is from RefSeq and is a predicted model, not a curated record. NCBI's taxonomy places the organism in Eukaryota, Viridiplantae, Streptophyta, Magnoliopsida, Caryophyllales, Amaranthaceae. The coding region runs from base 83 to 1594 and encodes 503 amino acids. The transcript has a single exon. Gene Ontology annotation, biological process: lipid metabolic process.
AAUAACUCGACCAUAAAACAAACCACCAAAUACACAUCUAAUUCAACAUUACUAAAGCUCAAAGGUUUCCUUAAUUUCCACCAUGAAUAUAAUUCAACCCACCAUUACACACCACAUAGCCACUGCACGCCGCCACCUUCCACCUCUUCAAGCCGUCAAGGACCUACUUUUCGACACUCCUAAGGUGUCGAACCCGGCUACUCGUAUAGCCGAAUCAUUGACUCAAAUGCUCCAUCUUCAAAUUGAAUCCAUCCAUGCCCAAAAAACCAUAACACAAUCUAACUUAAGUUCAAUUUUAGAAGACAAAAGUAACACUCCUAUAACAUCCCCUAAAGAUGACAUAUCAUCUAAUUGGCAAGAACUUCAUGGGUCUAAUAAUUGGGAGGGACUAUUAGACCCUCUAAAUCCUUGUCUAAGACAAGAGUUGAUCAAAUAUGGAGAAUUUGCUCAAGCAACUUAUGAUGCAUUCGAUUUCGAUCCUUACUCGGAGUAUUGUGGAAGUUGUAGGUACAACAGAAGCAAAUUGUUUGAAAAACUCGGUCUAACAAGACACGGAUACAACGUAACGAAAUACAUUUACGCGACUUCUCAAAUCGAUUUACCAGAAUGGUUAGAGAAGUCUCAAGUGGCAGAGACAUGGAGCACGCAUUCAAAUUGGAUGGGAUUCAUAGGAGUAAGCAACGAUGAGGAAUCAAAACGCAUAGGAAGGCGAGACAUUGUAGUGUCAUGGCGCGGUACAGUCUCAGUUUCAGAGUGGUACGAGGAUUUUCAAAGGAAAAUGGAGAGAUUUGGACAUGGUGAUGCGAAAGUUGAGGAAGGUUUUCUUAGUAUUUAUACAUCAAAACACGAAACUUCGAGGUAUAACCAAUCAAGUGCAUCAGAACAAGUGACAAAAGAAGUUGGAAGACUAAUACAUUACUACAAAAAAAGAGGAGAACAAGUUAGUCUGACAAUAACAGGGCACAGUUUAGGAGGUGCUCUGGCUCUUCUUACAGCAUAUGAAGCAGCAGCAACAUUUGUUAAUCUUCCUGUUAGUGUCAUCUCAUUUGGUGCCCCUAGAGUCGGAAACUCUUCCUUUAGGGACGAGUUAAAUGAGUUAGGAGUAAACACAUUACGUGUUGUCAUCAAACAAGAUGUUGUUCCAUGGAUGCCAGGAAUGGUAUUCAACGAAAGCCUACAAAAUUUCGAAGACAUAACCGGAGGAUUAGAAUGGGUAUACACUCAUGUAGGUGCAGAGCUUAAGCUCGAUGCAAGGGCAUCCCCAUACUUAAAAAGGGGUUUACACUUACAAGGACAUCAUAUGUUGGAAACCUAUCUUCAUUUGUUGGAUGGUUUCCAUAGUUCUCAAAACCCCUUUAGGGAUGAUUCUAGAAGGGAUAUUGCUUUAGUUAACAAAGAAUGUGAUCUCUUGAUUAAUGAGCUUAGAAUUCCUCCUAGAUGGUACCAAUUUGCUAAUAAAGGUCUAGUUCAGAAUGCUCAUGGUAGAUGGGUUAAACCUAAGCGGGAUCCUGAAGAUAUUCCAUCUCCUUCUACUCAUGAUGCAUCUUAUUAUUCUUACUCUACAGAAAUGCAACGUGUACAUGCUACUUACUGAAGUCACUACAAAAAUCUCAUCUGCCAUUAUUUGGAGUAUAUACUUCUCUUAUUAAUUAGUAGUUUUAACUACCAUGCAUAUUGUUAUUUGUAUUUUACUCCAUAUCAAACCAUACCAUAUCUGUACCCUCUCGUAAAAGGGAGCAGAGGAAUGUGGUCAAUUAGGCAAUUGCAUGAUCUAUGCAUUAAUACAAUUGUUUUUUGAGAGAAAUAUUGGAAUGUGUAUAUAACAAAUGCUAACAAUAUCACCCCUAUUCGAUGUUCAUAUUUCUUUUAGUCCGCUUGAUCUAGUUGAGUGAUCGAUAUAUGCUAAACCAUAGAAAAGUAGAAUGAGUCUAAUACAGGCUUAGUGCACAAUAUUUUCAAUAUGCACCGCUUCUCAAUUGGUUUUUAGUUAGCUUGUACACUUCACUCUCCACUCGAUUGACCAAAAAUUUGAGAGUGAUACACAUUGUUUUAGUGUGUAACUAGUCCAUAUAGCGCAAGUUUAUUGGAAUCCAUCAAUGAAAAAUAUCUUCCUCGUGUA